Messenger RNA from Gigantopelta aegis, 801 nucleotides. RefSeq names its product wee1-like protein kinase 2. The record is from RefSeq and is a predicted model, not a curated record. Lineage: Eukaryota; Metazoa; Mollusca; Gastropoda; Neomphalida; Peltospiridae. Gene Ontology annotation, molecular function: ATP binding; protein kinase activity. Gene Ontology annotation, biological process: protein phosphorylation.
AUGGCUAACUGUGAUAGUAAUGGUCAGAGACCAUUUACUAAGUAUGAAGAGUUGUGUUGUUCUCCCUCAAACAAAGGACGCAUCAUUCCUAUUACUAAAGAUGAUGGUCGCUCUGGACUUAUUUCUUUAACUCUCCGUGAAAGUAACAUUUAUAGAUAUCGUGAAGAAUUUCAUGAGAUAUGUACCAUUGGAGCUGGUUCUUUCGGUACUGUCUACAAAUGUAUCAAUAGACUUGAUGGUUGUGUAUAUGCAUUGAAAAGAUCUCAUAACCAGUUGUGGGUUCGAGCUGAUGAGUAAACUGCUGCUCUCCGUGAAGUAUAUGCACAUGCUGUGUUAGGCUCUCAUCCUCAUCUUGUACGUUAUUCAGCAUGGGCUGAAGAUGAUCACAUGUUAAUACAAAGUGAAUACUGUAAUGGUGAUAUGGGUCAUGUGACAUCAAUGAAGGUACCUCAAGUUGAGGAAGGGGAUUGUCGAUAUAUUCCAAGAGAGAUCUUACAGGAGGAUUAUUCCAGUCUCUGUACAGCUGAUAUAUUUUCUUUAGGUCUUACUGUUUACAGUGCUUUUGUGUUUCGUCUUGGGAUACUUCUUGGUGUAGAUAUCCAUGAUGUAGAAGCUGUUGAGGAUGAUCCUAACCAGGACCCCUGGUCAAAAUGUAGGAAAGUGAUUAAAAGAUGGAUGCUCAAUGUUGCCCCUGAAAGACAAAGUAUCAUUGGACUUCAGGAUCAAGGCUCAAAGAGUCUGAGAUGUAGUCGACCGCUCAUCAAUGAAGAACGUGAAGGAGAACAGACCUUGAAAACGUAA